This is a messenger RNA of Etheostoma spectabile (orangethroat darter), 2485 nucleotides long. RefSeq names its product solute carrier family 5 member 6a (gene slc5a6a). Gene Ontology annotation, biological process: transmembrane transport; sodium ion transport. Gene Ontology annotation, molecular function: symporter activity. Lineage: Eukaryota; Metazoa; Chordata; Actinopteri; Perciformes; Percidae. Gene Ontology annotation, cellular component: membrane. The record is from RefSeq and is a predicted model, not a curated record.
GAGAGACACGUGAUCAGCAGCCUCUGCAGCUGCGCGUGCACAGAUCUAUGCGCACUGGGAGAGACAUGGAGGAUGCGUUGGGAGCUCCAUGAGCAUGUUGAGUAUCAGUGGUGUGCGUCAGAACGACAGAUCUGUCUCUAUGGCUGAAAUGCUUUCUUUGACGUCGUGAUCAGCCCCAGAGGCCGUGCAUCCUCCCGACCACCCCAAACCCACUGCAUCAUGGGGGAGGUAGUCCAGAUGCACUUCAGCCCGGUGGACUACGUCAUCUUUGCCUUGCUUCUGGUGGCCUCGACCGGCAUUGGCCUCUUCCACGCCUUCUCUGGGGGUCGCCAGCGCACAACACAGGAGUUCCUGAUGGCUGACCGCUCUAUGAGCUGCCUGCCUGUGUCUCUGUCCCUUCUGGCCACCUUCCAGUCGGCCGUGGCCAUCCUGGGAGCCCCGUCGGAGGUCUACACCUUUGGGACUCAGUACUGGUUCCUGGGCUGCUCCUACUUCCUGGGCCUGCUCAUCCCAGCUCAUGUGUUCAUCCCAGUCUUCUACAGACUGCGGCUGUCUAGUGCCUAUGAGUAUCUGGAGCUGCGCUUUAACAAGACGGUUCGCAUAUGUGGGACUGUGACCUUCAUCUUUCAGAUGGUGAUUUAUAUGGGUGUCCUCUAUGCCCCAGCCUUGGCUCUUAACGCAGUGACAGGCUUUGACCUGUGGGGGGCGGUGCUGGCCAUGGGGCUGGUGUGCACAGUCUACACUGCUCUGGGCGGUCUGAAGGCGGUGAUCUGGACAGAUGUGUUCCAGACGGUGGUAAUGUUUGCGGGCCAGCUGGCGGUCAUCGUGGUGGGGGCCAGUCAGGCGGGGGGCAUGGCAGAGGUGUGGAGGAAAGCAGUCAAUGGAAGCCGCAUCUCGGGAUUGGACCUGGACCCUGACCCUCUGCAGCGCCACACCUUCUGGACACUGGGGGUGGGGGGAGUCUUCCUGAUGCUGGCUCUGUAUGGGGUCAACCAGGCCCAGGUCCAGAGAUACCUUAGCUCUCGCACGGAGAGAGAGGCCGUCAUGUCGUGCUACGUAGUUUUCCCGUGCCAGCAGAUUGUGCUGUGUUUAGGCUGUCUGAUGGGGCUGGUCAUGUUCGCUCGCUACGGAGAGAACAGCCCUCUGGACAAGGGCUUCGUCAAAACCAAUGACCAGAUGGUGCUGUACUUUGUGAUGGACGUGUUCAAGGAACUGCCUGGGCUGGCUGGACUGUUUGUGGCUUGUCUGUUCAGCGGCGCUCUCAGCACCAUCUCAUCAGCCUUUAACUCCCUAGCAACAGUAACCAUGGAGGAUCUGAUCAAACCUCAGUUUCCAAACAUGACUGAAGCUAAAGCGACGCUGCUGUCCAAGGGACUAGCGCUGGUCUACGGUCUGGUGUGUCUGGCCAUGGCCUACCUGGCCUCUAUAAUGGGCUCUGUGCUGCAGGCAGCCUUCAGCAUCUUUGGGAUGGUGGGGGGUCCUCUGCUGGGCCUCUUCUGUCUGGGAAUGUUCUUUCCCUGGGCAAACCCCACGGGUGCCGUGGUCGGGUUGGUAGCCGGCCUUGCCAUGGCCUUCUGGAUCGGCAUUGGCAGCUUUGUGAUGCGUAUGUCUGGUUCCGUGGGGCCAGAAGUCAACACCACCGCUCUCCCCCUGUUUGACAACAUGACCAUGCUGGUCAUCGCCACCACAACCACGCCCAGGCCGACGGGUGUGGAGGCGCUCUACUCGCUGUCCUAUAUGUGGUACAGUGCUCACAACUCUACAACGGUGGUGGUGGUGGGGCUGCUGGUCAGCCUGCUGACAGGGCCAAUGAAAGAGAAGGAUGUGACCCCGGGCACAGUGUUUCCUGUGCUGGGCUGGCUGCUUUUCUUCCUGCCGGAGCGCUACAGGGAGAAGCUGUGCUGCGUCACUCCUCUGUCCACUCCUCCCAAGCUCAAAGAAAGCCACGCACAGCUGUAUGAGAUGGCCAAGAAAGACGGCAACGGAGCAGCUUUCUGCAAAGAGGACACCGUCACCGAGGACAAAGAGACAGAGAGCGACAGAGCACAGACGGAAGACGAAGACUUGGAAACAAGGAUGGAUCUGCCCUCGUGUCAGCUGGCAGGUCACACGCUUCAGGAGACGGCCUUGUGAUGCCUUCUCCUCCUACUGAUCACACAAACCCUCUGCAGUCCUGACAGCACAGACGGCUCAUAGGUGGGACAUCAAGCAUAAUGUCCAUAGCAUCACCUUUUACAGUGUCCCAAUCAGCUAAAUCUGAUGAUAGAAAAGGGUCAACUCGUGCCAGGCUGGAACUGUGCAUUGACAGUAGCAGCAGUCAAAGAAGAUCUCCAAUCCAGAUGUGUGCAUGUGUGUGCGCAGCUCUUAUGCACAAUUUGAAAAAAUCAGGCAGUUGAUCCAGGAUGUAAAGUAUGUUAUUUCUGUAGAGAAGAUUGAGCCAUACAAUCCCACAAGAUGUUUAAGAGAAACUAACAUGAAAAGAAAA